AUGUUUCCUGCGAAAGAAGACCUGCGUACGGGUUUCAUCGACUUCGUAAAAGGCCAAAAAUCAAUUGAGAAGAUAACUGGUUCCCUCCCACCUCUGCCCAAAAAGGCAAGAAAGCCGCAAAAGGGCAAAGAAGAUCUACCAGGAGACCUAUACCCUCAAUAUAAUCGUGGAACCAAGGCCAAGCAGCUCGACGCAGUUAGACCUAAACUUGUGGAAGCGCUAAAUAAAGCUACCCAUGGCCGAUGGGCUGUUGGGAAUGGUUGGCCAGGUUCAAGCACAGUUGAGCAGCUUAAUUCACUUGGCGUCAAGAUGCGAGUCAAGCGAAACAACCUCCUGGUAACCCCAAACAAUUUUUGUCAUAAGCUGGACCGUUUGAAGCGUGGCGAGCUGCAGAGGCUACUUGUGGCGGUUGAGGAGGGUUGGUUUGAACUAAUUGGGCCAGAUGUCGAUUUGGUAGAAGUUUUGGAUGCGUCGGACACCUACCAACAUCUCGAUCAAGGUAGCUCUCAGCGAAGCAAAAGCACCAAGUCGGGCACCAAACAAAGACGCCCAUCAACUAGUUCAACUGCGACAGGCGGGGCAGACGGGAAGCCAAACAAGAAGCCGUGUUGUGCCAAGACCAAGGCUGCAGUCUCGAAGCAAAAGUAA
Puccinia triticina is the source of this 648-nucleotide messenger RNA. RefSeq lists its product as uncharacterized. Bases 1 to 648 code for a protein of 215 amino acids. NCBI's taxonomy places the organism in Eukaryota, Fungi, Basidiomycota, Pucciniomycetes, Pucciniales, Pucciniaceae. The transcript has 3 exons. The record is from RefSeq and is a predicted model, not a curated record.